CUAGCUUCAAUUGACUCAUGAUCUUAACUAUUGAAAUUACUAUAAUUUCCACAAAACCUCUUCUAAAAUUUUAAUAAGUUUACAAAAAUACUAGAAAAGAUAAGGUACUAGUGACAUUUCUAUUUUGUAACUAAAAGUCAUAGUUAUCGUCGACUGAAAUCUAAAACCAAGUAACAGUUAGCCGUAUAAAGUGAACUAUUUAACAUAAAUAGUGAUUACAAAUAUCUCAUGUUUUAUACGGACUACUAAUGCAUUUAUACUUUUACCAUUUAUUCCUCGUUUGUGUGGACGCAGCACAUCCAAUUGAAUAUGUUUAAGUAUGUCUAAAAAAGCAUUCUAUUUGAAAAUUUUAAUGAUAGUUUGUAAAACGUUAAAAACAUAAACGUCUACAUCACAUAUUGCCAUUAAGGAGCAUAAUUUUCAUCAUUGAAAUUAUGAAGUGAAAUAAUAACUGUUGGUUAUUGAAGGAGGAAGGAAUGUCUUUAAACUCUUGACUAUGAAUAUAUAACAUCAUUUAUUGAGACUCGCAGUAACUAACAACAAAGUUGGUGCCUGUAUCUAGGAUACAGAAAGAAAAAGCUAUCAGUGCAAGCUAUUGUUUUCUUUCUUUUCCGUAUGUCAUGAAACUGGUUUGGUUUCGCCAUGUCGAAAACUGUCUCAAGACCUUUUUUCGCUGACACUGAUUGGUCAAAAUCUUGAUGUUUAUCUGCCUAGUGAAUAAAUAACCAGUCUUAUUUCUUAUGUUGUUGCAAAAUCUAUACCUAUAAUGGCCCCGUUUGGUAAUAGUCCUAAACAAAAUAAACUUACUUGCAAGUUCGGGUUUCAUGGUGUUGGUGAAAAUAUUUCUAAUGAAUGUUUUCGGGGGAUUAUUUGUUAAUAAGUUAACGAUUGUCAGCUUAGGUGUUCAAGAAUUACUUUAAAAAAUUGUUGGUUGAUAAAUUUAUUACUCUAGUCUUCUCAUUGAAGGUAUAUGUCCGACUCUCAGCUCCUCUUCAUUUGAGAGGGAAUCGCAAAUGCAAUAAUGCUGUAUCCAUUUUAUUAUCUAAUUAAUUUUAUUAAUCCAAUUAAAUACAUGUUUUAUCUUUGUUUUCAGAAAUCUAGAUUUUGAAUGGAUCAUAACCAGUUUAAAUUUGAUUUUCCCAUAGAACAAGUUUUGGAAGAAUGGAAAACAUUAGAUGAAAAUGAAGACAUACCUGCUGAAAAUCAAGAGAACGAUAACGAUGAAUUGAAUAUUCUUAGUCAAGAAUCUUUUUUUGCUCCUCACUACAAAAAUGGUAUUGAAUAUUUUUCCAUAAAAAAUCCUGAAAAAGUAAAGCAAGAAUGGAUUGAAGCUAGAAAACUAAUUAUACCACAUAUUCAAAACGUUGUAAAGCAUUUAGUUCGAGAGAAAUUUCAAAAAUGA
Molecule: messenger RNA, 1402 nt
Organism: Schistosoma rodhaini
Lineage: Eukaryota; Metazoa; Platyhelminthes; Trematoda; Strigeidida; Schistosomatidae
Source: the annotation of a GenBank genome assembly